Coffea arabica (coffee) is the source of this 408-nucleotide messenger RNA. Its product is annotated as germin-like protein 3-5. The record is from RefSeq and is a predicted model, not a curated record. Gene Ontology annotation, molecular function: manganese ion binding. Lineage: Eukaryota; Viridiplantae; Streptophyta; Magnoliopsida; Gentianales; Rubiaceae.
AUGAACCGAGUGGUUUUGAAGCCUGGAGGGCUGAAUGCACCCCACGUCCACCCUCGUGCAGCCGAGCUGGCUCUAGUCAUGGAUGGAAAACUGUUUGUAGGCUUUGUGACAACCGGAAACGUUUUCUACUGGAAAAUUGUGACUUCAGGAGAGUUGUUUGUGAUUCCUCCUGGGCUAGUGCACUUCCAACUGAAUAUUGGACACGAGAACGCACGCUUCUUCGCCUCGUUCAACAGUCAAAAUCCAGGGAUUCAGUUCGCCCCCCUUGCUCUUUUUAACUCCACGCCUUCGAUUCCUGAUCUCGUGUUGAGUAAAGCAUUUCAAGUAAAUCAAAGUAUCAUUGAGCUCAUUAAGUCUAGGUUUGCAACUGUGUCGACUGUGUCGACCGUGCUUAAGUCAGCUUACUAA